Messenger RNA from Annulohypoxylon maeteangense, 2378 nucleotides. Its product is annotated as cyclin-like protein. Gene Ontology annotation, biological process: regulation of cyclin-dependent protein serine/threonine kinase activity; mitotic cell cycle phase transition. Bases 205 to 2184 code for a protein of 659 amino acids. The record is from RefSeq and is a predicted model, not a curated record. Gene Ontology annotation, cellular component: centrosome; nucleus; cytoplasm. The transcript has 4 exons. NCBI's taxonomy places the organism in Eukaryota, Fungi, Ascomycota, Sordariomycetes, Xylariales, Hypoxylaceae. Gene Ontology annotation, molecular function: cyclin-dependent protein serine/threonine kinase regulator activity.
CAUAAUUACUUAGCACGCGCCGUGGAGUGUCUGGCUCCGAACAUACCACUGUCCCAAUUCCUCAAUUCUCUAGAUCGCCAAAUUCCGUGAUCUCCCCCAAUUCUGGUCUUAGGCCGGAAGCUUCCUUAAGCUCCUCCCCGUUUAGUCGCGUCUAUUUGAUCAUAUACACCUGAUCAUCCACACUACGCAUCGUUUUAGUAUACUAUGGACGGAAAGCCUCACCGUUUCGGUUACGCGGUGAUUCCUCGAGGCGUCGAGAACCAGCCUCUUGGAAACAAGGCGGUCCACCAUCGCCACAAGUCUACUAGCAACAUUAACAUCAUGACUUCCAUCAACACCUCUUCGAAGCCUUCCUUGAACUCUCACGUUGCUGGAGUUCUUAACCGCGGCAAACCUGCUGCCUCCAACGACGGAGCCAUGUCUAACGCUAAGAGCCACUCCAAGGGAGUUGUUGCGAUGGCACAAGAGAACCGAAACCACAUUGGUGCCAAGGAUGCGUUCUUGCAACCGGCACAGCGACCUCCCAAGUCUCUCCAAUCGUCCACGUCGAUGACCCACCUUCGACCCACGACCAAUGAACCUCACCCUAUCUCGAAGCCUAUCACCUUCGGCAAGCGAGGUCGUCCCAUUGCUAUCUACAAUGACAGCCAGAUCGAAGCCGAGGAGGAGAAGCAGAAGACUCGACAGUCUAAUGCGAGCGAUGCAAGCUACGCACCUACAAGCUUCAAGGUUGAUAUUCGACUGCAGGGCGAGGGCCAUCUAGAAGGUCGCUUGGACGAAUUCCACAUGGCAGAGAGCCCCAAGCUCUCAAGAGAGGAUGAUCAUUAUUCUACUCGCCCAGUUGAGGAAGACGUUACAGAAGCCAUCUACUUAGAUGCUGUCGAAGAGCUGUCCAAUGAAGCAUCCCCUGCUUCUGUGUCUGAUUAUCCGAAGGAAUUGUCCGAUGGCUGGCAAUCUCCAAAGCUUGACGACUACAUGAGAGAGCCUGAUGUCGCUGUGCAUGACGAUCAAGAUGAUCACCACGGCAUUCCUGACUACGAGGAGGUUCCGACUGAUGCACGAGCACUCAAGCCCUUGCCUAUUCCCACUGAUGACCAUGUCGAGUUCUCAGACUACGAGGACGGCGACUACUCCGAUGACCAGGGCUAUACAGCUCAGCACUCACCCGGAGCAACUACUGGUUUCGUGACCAUGGUCGUAGUCCCUCCCAAGUUGACUAAGAAGGGCGUGGCAGAGAUCGAAGCUGCCAAGGAGCUUGUAGAGUGUAAAUAUCAAGAUGAGCCCCAAGAAGAGACAUGGGAUAUCGGUAUGGUGGCCGAGUACAGCGAGGAGAUCUUUGAUUACAUGCGAGAGAUGGAGAUCGAGCUACUGCCAAAGGCUCACUACAUGGAUAUUCAGAACGAGAUCCAGUGGUCGAUGCGAGCUGUCCUCAUCGAUUGGCUAGCUCAAGUCCACCUUCGAUUUGGCCUUCUCCCAGAGACAUUGUAUCUGGCCGUGAACGUGGUCGAUCGAUUCCUUUCGGUUAAGGUUGUCUCCAUGUCGAAGCUGCAACUCGUCGGUGCUACUGCCCUAAUGAUCGCAGCAAAGUACGAAGAGAUUAACUGCCCCUCUCUUGCCGAGAUGGUCUUCAUGGUGGAUGGCGGUUAUGCCCCAGAAGAGAUUCUGAAGGCGGAACGCUUCAUGCUAAGCCAGCUCGAAUUCACUCUCGGUUACCCGGGCCCGAUGAGUUUUAUGCGACGAAUCAGCAAGGCUGAUGACUAUGACUCUGAGAUUCGAACGGUGGCCAAGUACUUCUCCGAGGUCACUCUCAUGGAUGAGCGGUUUGUUUCCACUCCUCCUAGUUAUGUGGCCGCCGGUUCUCAGUGUCUAGCGCGCAUGAUGUUGAACAAGGGAGACUGGACUCCCGAACAUGUUCACUAUUCCGGCUACACAUUCUCCCAGUUGAAGCCGCUCAUGGCAACUAUCAUGGAGUGUUGCUACAACGGUAUCCGUCAUCACAACGCGAUCUACAAGAAGUACUCUGGUCGACAGUUCAAGAGCGUGUCUGUCUUCGUUGCCAACAUGGUCGAGAAGGGAUACGAGCUUCCUUUCCAGAAUUGCGCUCAUCCUCUCCAGAAGACCGACAUCGAUGAUGACAUCUGGGGUCUGACGAUGCCUCUACCCCCCUUUCCUUCCGUUCGUUGAAUCAGUCACAGCUCGAGGAGCACGUGCUGCCCAAUACUUGACAGCUGCAAACACGUGUAUACCAAUAAGGUGACGAUCGCACAUCAUUCAACGACAUAUUCUUGCAUUAACUCUACAUCUAUCCAUGUAGAGGAGGCCCGGUUCUCAUUUACAAUUCGGGCGAAUUCAUUACCAACUUUAAUACUGGCAUCGAU